CACAGAGGCCGCAUUUAUACAUAUCUGUAAGAGAGGGCGUUUGUAUGUGGUUAAGAAAACGAGAUGGGAAAACAUGUUCACUUCGUCCAUAAUGAUGAAAUCUGGAAAGACCAUGUGCACAGAGAAAUGCAGUCCUUUAUUAAGAAAUGGCCUGAAAGCUGGGGAUUUCUGAAAACGGAAUACACCAGGAUGAAUCGCAUAUUGGUCGGCAAGCGAGGAACACCUUCACCAACGCCUCCUACAUCAGAUCGUUCUUUAUUACUACAGAAGCCACAAAAACUCUUGCGCCUCCCACCCAUUCAAGGUGCCAAUUUGCUGAAAGGGAUUAAACCCGGAUUCCCUGUGACAACAGCACAAGAAGUUGGAUGGAAAUCCACAAAGAAGGAUUGUCUACUAGAGAAAUAUGGUCGCCAUGCUCGUGGCCAGACAGGAAUUAGAAAAUUAUUUAAUUGGCCACGAGAGGGACUCGAAUGAUUUACACAUGAAAAUAAAACUCACAAAUAGAAGGAAUUGUUAUAAUGUCAUGUUUAAAAGUAAACAGGUAUUUGUAAAAGUAAAAUUAUAUGAAUGAAAAUAUAAACAAACUUUUGGGUUUUCCGAAAAAAAGUAAUGCAUAUGACAUUGUUAGCUUAAAAUGUGUUAUGUAAUAAAGGUAUUGAAUAUAAAAAUCUGCAAAAGUGGAACUCCAUAAAAAGUUUGUAUAAAUAUACAUCUCAUUUUAUUAUU
Molecule: messenger RNA, 726 nt
Organism: Lingula anatina
Lineage: Eukaryota; Metazoa; Brachiopoda; Lingulata; Lingulida; Lingulidae
Source: RefSeq, a predicted model, not a curated record